AUUGAGCUGCCUGCAUCACCCUCACUCCUGCCUGUCUUCUCCCGGUGAUUUCUGGGCUCUGUGAGUCCCCUUUUUUGUUUCCCCCGUUGUUCUUCGUGGCCUUUUGUUUAUGGCUGCCUUCCCCUUUCAACAUAAGCCGCUGGUCUGAUUGCAGGUUGCAUAAGGUUUUAGCGGCUUUAAAGUCGGCGUUGUUGGGUUAGUUUGAUCGUCAGCUUCGUAUAUUAGGUAUAAAGAUGAAUGUUGGUGUUGCACACAGUGAAGUGAAUCCUAACACAAGAGUAAUGAACAGCCGUGGAAUAUGGCUGACAUAUGCACUUGGUGUUGGAAUGCUUCAUAUCGUACUCUUGAGCAUUCCUUUCUUCACUGUUCCUGUUGUGUGGACUUUAACAAACGUAAUUCACAACUUGGGGAUGUAUGUGUUCUUGCAUGCAGUCAAAGGGACACCCUUUGAAACACCAGAUCAAGGGAAGGCAAGACUUCUGACACACUGGGAACAGUUGGAUUAUGGAGUACAGUUUACAUCUUCCAGAAAGUUCCUUACUAUUUCACCAAUUAUUCUGUAUUUCUUGGCCAGUUUUUAUACCAAAUAUGACCCAACGCAUUUUAUUGUCAAUACAGCAUCCCUCUUAACAGUGUUGAUUCCUAAGCUGCCUCAGCUACAUGGUGUUCGGAUCCUUGGAAUAAAUAAAUACUAAUUUGGAAGUGAUCACCCAUAUUCUAACAGGCUUGUUAAUAUUUACUGGGAAGACUUUAAAGCUGGUAAUCUACUGUACUGUUAACUAUAACUAGUGUAUUGAGCAGUCUGUAUAUCUUAUUGCCAUUUUCAUUGUUUGUAUCCAUUUCAAAAACAGUUUUGUUUGUUUUGUAAAAGGAGAAAGACAAAUGAAAUAUGGUAAUUGGUAUAAACACCAAAAAGCUUCCCUCAAGAACCUGGGCAGGCCCAGCUUUAAAAUUGCAAGGAGCUUUAUUAUACUUAAGAAAUUGUGCACACCUUCAUGAAGUUGGCACAAGUGUAUUAAAGAAAGGAAUUGUGUAGAAGUACAGCAACUUGGGACACUUGGGGUGAAAAGCUUGUUGCUAAUUUAUUAUAAGGUACAGAGGAAUAUGCCACUGCCAUUAUUAAAAGAUGGUUGGCAGAUUGACUUUUAAGAUUAUUUUUGUCAUCUUAAAUCUUCAUUAAAAGCACACGAUUGCUUUUGUUUUCUUUUGAAGUUGAAGAAAAUUAUGGUACAGGGAUAGAUUUUGUGGAUAAUCAAAGUAAACACUUGAUACAGUAAACUAAUGUAAUCCAUUUCAUGGAUUAUACCAGUAACAGUUGUUUACUGGUUUCACUUUUAUCAGUUACCAAAAUGAAAUACUUCAUUGCUUGGAAUACAUAUAUAGUAGGAUACAUUCUUCUGUAAGAUGUAAUAUCACUUGACAAAAUGCACUCAAUCUAUAAAAGUGAUAUUCUGCUGUGUACUAGUUUCUAUGUAUAGUUUAUGCUGAAGGGAAUUAUUAUGAAAUUGUACUUUGGAAAACCUUAUGAUUUGUAAUGUAUUUUGGCUGAUCAUAUUUUAGUUUGUUUGCCAAUUGAUUGUCAGCUGUUCUAUACCACUGAUCUGUCUUGAUUUAGUUUCAGUGGUGACGUCAAUUUGUCAGUGUUCAAGCAUUUACAAUUCUCAUGUUAAUUUCUUGAUCUGUUGCUUGUUUCAGAAAAAAAAUGUUGAGUGGGAGCUAACUAGCUUCAUGUAGAAAGAUUAGUAUUAUCAGCCCAGUUGCUUUUGGUCAAAUCUUAGCUGAUUUAACAGUGACACUGAUACAGUAUUGGGAGUAGGUUGUCUUGCUAUUUUUUCAGGCUUUUUUUUGCUUGCAACAGCAUUACUCUUGGAGUUGCUGCAAGGAAUUAUAUAAGCUGCCCAAAGUUUUGACACUUCAAUUUGUGUCUGCUGAUUUAGCAAAUUUUGCAGUCUGCCAUUUAAGAUUAGCGGCAACACAAAUAAAUGGAGUUGGUUUGAUACUCCAUGUUAGGAUGAAUGGUUAUCAUAGAAAUGCAACCAUUACUUAAGACCACAUGUUUGGUCUGUGCAUUUGAACGUUUGAUUUGAAGUAGAAUUUAGCAUUGGUAAAUAUAAAAAUCAGUUUUAAACUUUUUUUUUUACUUUUUUCCAAAAAUGCACAACAUGUCUGUGCACAUAAAACAACUUUAAGGGGAAAAGUUAAUUCUUAUAAACAACAAAACAAUUUUGACCUUAAUGGUAUUGUGGCUGAUAUUUUUUAAAACUUUGCUAAUUGACUUAUUAAUGCUGUAUAUUGAAUGCUGACUGCUUCCCUCCAUUCAGAAUUUCAGAAUCAGCAAACUGAAUGUUAAGUAUUGGAGAGAUAAAUGUAUAUUUUGCUGUGAUUCAUUGUUAUAUUACAUUUAUUUUUGUAUUUGGUGUUGGUUUUUCCCCUUAAUUUAAGGGUGCUAAUUCAUUUCCAAACUACUUUGGCAUUCCUAACCUAUAGCUUUGUUCACAUGUUGAAAAGUAAUGCCAUGUUUAAAUUCAGAUGGUGGUAGAAAGCAAUUGACUAUAAAGGUAUAAAUAAGUUUGAAAGGAGCAGAAAGGCCAUUAUUAAAAAAUUAUUCAAGGA
This is a messenger RNA of Chiloscyllium plagiosum (whitespotted bambooshark), 2613 nucleotides long. It is a transcript of the gene ormdl1, whose product is annotated as ORMDL sphingolipid biosynthesis regulator 1. The record is from RefSeq and is a predicted model, not a curated record. Gene Ontology annotation, cellular component: endoplasmic reticulum membrane. Lineage: Eukaryota; Metazoa; Chordata; Chondrichthyes; Orectolobiformes; Hemiscylliidae.